Molecule: messenger RNA, 1622 nt
Organism: Ilex paraguariensis (yerba mate)
Lineage: Eukaryota; Viridiplantae; Streptophyta; Magnoliopsida; Aquifoliales; Aquifoliaceae
Source: the annotation of a GenBank genome assembly
CCCCUCAUCUUCUUCAGCUUGGACGUUCCCUCCUCAGAGAACACAAGCUAAAAAUUCUCUCUCUCUCUUCGGCUAAUUUUUUUGUAUUUUCUUCCAAUUUUAUUACAAAAUUUACAAUAAGUUCCAGACCCGGGUUGUAAAUCAUGUAUUCCCUCUCUCCAUCCUCCAGUAUAUCUCUUAAGUCCCUAAUCAGGACGCGGUGUCCGAGUCAGACUCAUCGGGUUACACCCGGUCGACUUGUUAUUCAGUGUAUUCACCGGCACGACUCAACCAACGCGAGCAGAGCCGAUUGGCAGAGCUCGUGCGCCAUAUUAGCAAGCAAAGUGGUGUCGCAACAGCAAGAUACUCAAAAAGUAGGCGGAGCUGACAAUAUCACCGCCGUGAACGGCCAUAAAACCCUAGAUCUCGUGCCAAUUGAGAACUUACCUAAACCUCUGACCAUCACAGACUUCUCUCCACCACCGAUGCACGGGGCUCAGAUACGAGUCGCCUACCAAGGUGUUCCCGGAGCAUACAGCGAAGCCGCCGCCGGCAAAGCCUAUCCGAAAUGCGAGGCCAUACCUUGUGACCAGUUCGAAGUUGCAUUUCAAGCAGUGGAGCUCUGGAUCGCUGACCGCGCAGUUCUCCCCGUCGAAAACUCUCUCGGCGGCAGCAUCCACCGGAACUACGACCUCCUCCUCCGGCACCGCCUCCACAUCGUUGGCGAAGUUCAAUUUCCUGUCCAUCACUGCCUCUUAGCUUUGCCAGGCGUCCGAAAAGACUACUUAACCCGAGUUAUCAGCCAUCCACAGGCAUUGGCUCAGUGCGAACACACUCUCACCAAACUCGGCCUCAACGUUGCUCGCGAAGCAGUGGAUGACACAGCUGGCGCAGCCGAAUUUGUCGCCGCUAACAAUUUACGCGACACGGCCGCGAUUGCUUCCUCACGCGCCGCCGAGUUGUACGGAAUGGAGAUCUUAGCCGACGGAAUUCAAGACGACUCCAGCAACAUCACAAGGUUCGUGAUGCUGGCGCGUGAGCCAAUAAUCCCACGCACCGACCGUCCAUUCAAGACAAGCAUAGUCUUCGCUCACGAUAAGGGGACAAGCGUCCUCUUCAAGGUGUUAUCGGCGUUUGCUUUCAGGAACAUAAGCUUGACGAAGAUCGAAUCACGGCCUCACCGGAACCGGCCAAUCAGGUUGGUCGACGACGAGAACGUCGGAACGGCGAAACACUUCGAGUACUUGUUCUACGUGGAUUUCGAAGCUUCAAUGGCGGAAGUUAGGGCACAGAACGCUUUGGCUGAGGUUCAGGAGUUCACAUCUUUCUUGAGGGUGCUGGGAAGCUACCCUAUGGACAUGACUCCUUGGAGUCCCUCUGGGGGAGAUUAACAACCCCCUCUCUCCCACCAUUGUCUUCAAAAUUAAAGAAAAAAACAAAAGUAAAUUUAAAUUAAAUUCUCAUUUUAAUUCUGAAAAUAAUUUUUCUUCUCUUCAUUUUGAGUUUAUUUUUGGGAAAUAUUAAAUUCUUAUAUGGAUCAAGAAAAAAAAGAAGGUUGCUCUAGGUAAAUAUCAUGUAAUCAGUUUGUGGGUAAUUGUGUGUAAGAUUGUGAGUACAACCUUUUAUUUUCUUAGCUGUACUCC